Messenger RNA from Eruca vesicaria subsp. sativa (arugula), 1860 nucleotides. NCBI's taxonomy places the organism in Eukaryota, Viridiplantae, Streptophyta, Magnoliopsida, Brassicales, Brassicaceae. The record is from the annotation of a GenBank genome assembly.
AAUGUAGACAGCCAGCCACGAGUCCUCUCCAUAAUCCAACGCCGUGUCGGCAAAGCUUACUCUAGAGACUUCUCUCUGACGCUUGUCGUCACACUUAACAAUAUUUUAUUUAAAAUUUAUUCCGUCACCCCGAAACGGCGCGUUUUACUCUCACCGUCCCCGGCACAAAAAUGCGGAAAGAAAUAUCACCGCCGGUGACCACCACCACCACCACGAAACUCCUCUCCUACUUCGAGAAGAAGCCGUUACUCGCCACAUUACUAGCUCUCUCCCUCGUCAUGAUUAUCUGGAACCUCCCUCCUUACUACCACAGCCUCAUCUCCACCGCUCGCCCCUGCUCCGCCUCCCUCACCACCACCACCACCAUCCUCUCCUCCUCCUCCGAGAACUUCACCACCUCUCUCAUAGCCUCUUCUUCUUCUCCCGUCGAUUCAACACCCUCAGAUCCGAACAAACGCGUUUUCAAACCGUUCGGAAACGCAGCCGCGCUGUUCGUACUAAUGGGAGCCUACCGAGGCGGUCCGACGACAUUCGCAGUCGUCGGACUCGCCUCGAAACCGAUCCACAUCUUCGGUAAGCCGUGGUUCAAGUGUGAGUGGAUAACAAACAACGGAACCUCUCUCCGAGCCAAAGCGGUUAAGAUCUUACCAGACUGGGGAUACGGGAGAGUCUACACAGUCGUUGUAGUCAACUGCACGUUCCAAACCAACCCUAACUUAGACAACAGAGGAGGCAAACUCAUUCUCAACGCUUACUACGACGAAAAAACUCCCAAGCUCUUUGAGAGGUUCACCACUCUCGAAGAAUCCCCCGGAUCUUUCGAAGAAUCGAUAUUCUCGCCGCCGUAUCCGUACGAUUAUCUUUAUUGUGGAUCGUCUCUGUACGGGAACGUUAGCUCCUCGCGUAUGAGGGAGUGGAUGGCUUACCACGCGUGGUUCUUUGGAGAUAGAUCGCAUUUUGUGUUUCAUGACGCUGGUGGUGUUUCGGAGGAGGUUAGGGAGGUUCUUGAGCCGUGGAUUCGAGCUGGGAGGGUGACGUUGCAGGAUAUUAGGGAUCAGGCUAAUUAUGAUGGUUAUUAUUAUAAUCAGUUCUUGAUUGUUAAUGAUUGUUUGCAUAGGUAUCGUCACGCUGCGAAUUGGACUUUCUUUUUUGAUGUUGAUGAGUAUAUCUAUUUGCCUGAUGGGAAUACGCUUGAGAGUGUUCUGAAUGAGUUCUCGGGUUUUACUCAGUUCACGAUUGAGCAGAAUCCAAUGUCUAAUGUUCUUUGCUUAAACGACUCAACUCAAGAUUAUCCCAGGCAAUGGGGAUUUGAGAAGAUGUUAUUUAGGGAAUCAAGAACAAACGUACGGCGUGACAGGAAGUAUGCGAUUCAGGCCAAGAAUGCGUUUGCGACAGGAGUUCACAUGUCUGAAAACGUGGUAGGCAAAACGCUACACAAGACGGAGAAGAAGAUCCGUUAUUACCAUUACCACAACACUAUAACAGUGCACGAGGAGCUUUGCAGAGAGAUGUUACCUGUUUCGGCCAAGGGAAAUGUGACGUUUUACAAGAGGCUUCCGUAUGUGUAUGAUGACAAGAUGAAGAAGCUAGUGAAGACGGUUAAAGAGUUUGAGGAGAAGAAACUAGGGACGAAGGUUGUGGAGAAUUUUUCAUGACCAGACGUAACUUAAUCGCUGUUAUGAACAUUUUGUCGAUAUAAGGUAUAGUUGUUUCCACUGUAUCAUUUUUCGUUUCUGGUUUGUCCUCUUUUUUACUAUUUCAUUAAUAACUUUUUUAUAUAAUUUUAAAAUUUGCUGUGUUCUCUGAACUUAGUAUAUGUUCUUGAAGUCAUUUAUCUUUUUAAUGAAUGUCAAAUGACAA